GUCAGUGAUAGAGGGGAGGAGAGGAGGAGAGGCGGCGGGUGUUCUGCCGAGGUGGACGUGGCGGGUCCGGCGGAGUUAGCUACAAGUGACGGGCAGCGGAGGCGAACCGAGGCGGAGAGCCACCCGGCCAUGAACCGGACCACCCGCAGGCUGGUCCCACUCAGCUGUGGCUGCUGACGUCUCCGUUGCCAUUGGAUACCAAGUGGAGGAUCUCAGGGACUCCCCACACCCCCCCACCCCCACCCCCCUCCUCCCUGCCCCCGGUCAGGACCAACAUCUCAGCAGCAGGGGGGAGCUGAGGAAGGCGAGGAAGAGGAGGAGGGUACUUCAGGGGUAAAAACGGGGCGUGGUGAGGAGGGUUAGCUCCACUCCUCGCCAUGACAGACUUGGAGGCCGAGUGUCUGAGUCUCGGCCUGCCGCCUGAGUGCGGCUCCCCUCCCCCACCGCUGGACCCCUCCCUGCAGACGGACUGCGGUUCGGGGCCCGCUGGUUCGGCCCCUGCUGCCACCCUGGCCCUCCUGUCCUCAGACUGCCCCACGCCCACGCUGAGCUCGCUGGCGGCGGAGAUCGCCGAGCCUCUGGUGAUGCUGCCGUGCGUGAAGAGCGAGCCGGAGGACGGGGACCUGGAACCCAUCCGGACCGUGGACCUGUCCGAGAUCCAGCCUCUGUCCACCGCCGAGCUGGGUCACGACCAGAUCAAGAUGGAGAUCAGCGGCUUGGACUACAUCAAGUCCGAGCAUCACAGUCACCAUGACAACCACCACCUGGGCCCGUUUCACCAUGGUGACAUUGCAGAGCUGGACUACAAGUCGCACUACGAGCCCAGCUCUGUGUUUGAUUACAUCUCCCAGGUCUCGGACACUCUGGACUACAUAAAGUCGGACCACCAUGUGGACCUGCAGUGUUACUACACCGAGCUCAGCUCCCUCAAGUCUGAGUACGCCGAGUCCAACAUCAUGUCCCCCCACCUGCAGCACAACGGCCUGGAAUCCAUCCACAUGGCCGAGCUCCGCACUGAGCUCAACAAGCUACGGCCCGAUGCCUUGCUCAUGGACGGCAUUGGCAAACUGGACCCUGAAUUUGGAGGGGGGGAUCUGUAUGAGCUGCAGCCCUCUGAGGUGGGCAAGGGGUCGGCGACGGGAGCAGGUGGGAGGAGUCUGGCGGUCACGACAAAAACCCAGAACCCGACGGUGAGGAAACCCCGGAACAUGCAGGGGGAGAAGCCGUUCUCCUGCGCUCAGUGUGGGAAGAACUUCAGCACGCUGGGAAACCUGAAAACCCACCAGCGCAUCCACACCGGAGAGCGUCCGUACACUUGCUCGCAGUGCGGCAAGAGCUUCGGCCAGGCGGGGAACCUGAAACGCCACCAGCUGAUCCACACAGGCCAGAAGCCCUACGUGUGCGCUCACUGUCCCAAAGGCUUCACCAAGGCCGAUGACCUGCGCUCGCACCAGCGUCUGCACACCGGCGAGCGGCCCUUCAUCUGCAGCACCUGCGGGAAGAGCUUCGGCCAGUCCAAGGAGCUAAAGGCGCACCAGCUGAGCCACACGGGCGAGCGUCCGUUCUGCUGCCAGCACUGCGGCAAGAGCUUCACCAAGGAGACCAGCUACCGCAACCACAUCCAGAUCCACACCGGCGAGAAGCCCUUCACCUGCUCGCAGUGCGGAAAGACUUUCAGCAACUCCGGCGUCCUAAAAACCCACGAGAAGAUCCACACGGGCGAGCGGCCGUUCGGCUGCACGCAGUGCGGCAAGAGCUUCGGCCGCCUCGGCCACCUGAAGGCGCACCAGCAGAUCCACACGGGGGAGCGGCCGUACGCCUGCCCCCACUGCGGGAAGACUUUCAGCCAGUCGGGCCACCUCAAAGCACACGAGCAGAUCCACAAACGCGAGCGGGCGGACACGGCCAGCACCAGCAGCGACGGCGGCAGCAGUGCCGUGGGCAGCGACAGCAGCUAAGAGCCGCUGUGACCUUUAACCUCCCGGAGAAACAAAUUCAGAGUCUAUCCCAACAGCUUCCAGGUGUGAGGCGGGUUCACCUGGACAGGUAACCAGUCCGUCAUAGGACCAACACGGAGACAACCAACCACUCACCUGGAGAGGAUCCAGAGCUAAGCUGUCAGUUUCAUGCUUCUCCUUUAUUAAAAACAAACACAUGGAGGUCACAUAGUUUCACUGGAAGGUUUUUGGAUCUGGACCAGCCAGCACUUGGUACCGAUCUAGAUACAGCUUUCCUCCUGAAUCUAUUCAUCAAGCGGUUCCGGUAAUGGUUCAGAACCAAACUUGGAACCAGUUCCUUCUGCAGAGACAUACUGGACCUGGUAUUCUGCGUUUGGUGAGGACAUUCAGACCUAAGAACCUACCAGUUCUUCUAAAGCAGAUCAGACCUGAUCUGGACCUACCAGCAGCUGGAUCAGAACCUUAAAGGCACAGUUUGUAUUGGUCUGUACAAGACCACUAAUCCACCAGAUGGUGCCCAAGGCUACGAUUUCUUCAUUCCAGUCUUACAGCUUCGGCCAGAGUUUUGAUCAGGCCCAGAUCAAGCCCGGAUGAUACCCAGAUCAGGCCCGGAUGAUACCCAGAUCAGGCCUGGAUUCGAUCCAGAUCAAUCCCUGUUUAGGCCUGGAUCAGGACUGGAGUCUUCUGAGUCGUUGAAGCACCAAGAACCGGGUCAGGAUUAGAGAUUCCGAUCAACACUUCAUGUCUGGUAUAAACAGGUCGGCAUCAAACAUGCGGAGCCGCUGAGACCCGAGUGGUACGCCCCAGAAAACGUCAUCAGAUGGUGGACCUGGUUCUCGCCGUGACCCCGAACAACAACAACAAUGGGGACCUGGUCCUCCUGAAGUCCUGAUCUGGAUCUGUCUCUGCAAACGAUAUUAAAAUGUACGUUUGA
Melanotaenia boesemani (Boeseman's rainbowfish) is the source of this 2892-nucleotide messenger RNA. RefSeq lists its product as uncharacterized. Gene Ontology annotation, molecular function: RNA polymerase II cis-regulatory region sequence-specific DNA binding; DNA-binding transcription factor activity, RNA polymerase II-specific. The transcript is spliced from 4 exons. The record is from RefSeq and is a predicted model, not a curated record. Gene Ontology annotation, biological process: regulation of transcription by RNA polymerase II. Bases 378 to 1958 code for a protein of 526 amino acids. Gene Ontology annotation, cellular component: transcription regulator complex; PcG protein complex. Lineage: Eukaryota; Metazoa; Chordata; Actinopteri; Atheriniformes; Melanotaeniidae.